Cetraspora pellucida is the source of this 804-nucleotide messenger RNA. The record is from the annotation of a GenBank genome assembly. Lineage: Eukaryota; Fungi; Glomeromycota; Glomeromycetes; Diversisporales; Gigasporaceae.
AUGUUCUUUGUUAGUUGGACAAAUUUAAUGGUCAAAGAACUACAAGACUUAUGUAUAACAUGUAGGCUUUUCACUGGUAGCAAUAAGGAAGAGUUAGGAGAAAGGUUGCAAGGAUAUUUUGAAAAGAAAAAAGAAAAGUUGUCAGAAACACAUCAAAAAAAAAAUAGUGUUGAAUUGGAAGAGUCACCAGAGAGAAGAAUAGAUGAGCUUAAUAGUGAAGUUUUUGCAGAUGAUAGGGUAAUUAAUCUCGAAGGUGAUGUUUUGGAAAUAGGUUUCCAGAAAGCUGAUUAUAGAAUAGGUGAGGAAUUUGCUGCACAUUUUCAAAGUAAGGAAAGAAUUGAUGCAAAGAUGGAAGAAGAAGAAUUAUUAGAAGAGUCAUGGCCAGGAGUUAAAUUAUUGAAACCAUGUGACCAGCAUGAAUAUGACUUUUUAGCUAAAGUAGACAAAUGGUUAGAUAGAGUAAUUUUAAUAUUAUCAGUAUUUGAUAAGAAAGAGUUUACUGGAAUUAGAGAGGAAAUAGAAACCCAUGCAGUAAUGCUAAGGUCUAAAUACAAUCAGAAUAAGCAAAAGAGAAGUAAAGACCAUCUGUCAGCAACAUCAUCUGAUUCAAAAGAAGAUGACUUGUAUAAGAAGACUAGGAAAAAGGAAAGAAUGAUUAAUUUCUUUCUUAAUAAAGGAGAGUAUAGUUGGGCAGGAUGCCAAGGUUUAGUUAAGUGCUUCAAUUGUGAAGGAAUCAGUCAUAUUACCUCAAAUUGUUCUUUUACAAGUUCAAAAGCUUUCAUUAAAUCCGAAAAUAGCAAUUGA